CCGCGGCAAACAUAAGUUGCGACCUUACUAAGAAAGAAAAGCGCGGAAGAAGCGAAACAUCUGUAAUCGUGGAAUGUCGGUAAGCUGAACCUCAUCGGAGCCCUGUAGGAAGGAUACUUGGAGGUUUAAUAGCUGGAACUUGGAUUGAUGAUGUUACUCUUCAAGGAAGAGAGGCUGUGUAGGAACUGCUGGAACCUAAGCUCCAAUGAUUGUUGUCAUCAUGGGGCCAUGCGGUUGCGGGAAAUCGACAAUAGGUAGUGCACUAUCAAGUCGUAUCUUCUGGCCGUUCAUAGAAGGUGAUGAUUACCAUACUGAAAGUAAUCGAAUAAGAAUGUCUCAGGGGACGCCAUUGAAUGAUGAAGACCGUCUACCAUGGCUUCAACGUCUAAAAACUGAGUUUUCACAAUAUAAAAAUGCUGUAGUAGCAUGUAGUGCAUUAAAACAGUCUUAUCGUAAUAUUUUAUCAGAUAAUGACAAUGAAAAUAAUCAGAUAAGAAUACUUUUUGUUUUGCUACAAGCAGAUAAAAAUCUGUUACAACAACGCAUAAACAAUCGUAAAGGUCACUUCAUUGAUCCUACACUUGUUCAAAGUCAGCUGGAAAUACUGGAACCAUUUGGAAAAGAAGAAGAAAACCUAAUCAUAGAUGCCAAUGAAUCUCCUAAUGAUAUCAUUCAACAGAUAAUGAAAAAACUAACUUUAUAA
This is a messenger RNA of Heterobilharzia americana, 703 nucleotides long. Lineage: Eukaryota; Metazoa; Platyhelminthes; Trematoda; Strigeidida; Schistosomatidae. The record is from the annotation of a GenBank genome assembly.